ACCACAGCUCAUGGCAACACCAGAUCCUUAACCCACUGAACAAGGCCAGGGAUCAAACCCUCAUCCUCCUGGUUACUUGGGUCACUGGGUUACUUGGUGUGGGUUUGAUUCCUGGCCAGGAAACUUCCACAUGCUGAGAGUGUGGCCAAAUAAAAAAAUAAAUAAAACAAAACAACAACAACAACAAAAAACACAAGUGAAGUACACUGCCAACACCCCAGCUUUCUUAAAAUGCUGCCCAGGAGCAGGUGGUUCCUUUGUCUUUUCCAUGGGCAGCUGCUUCAUUCUGGAUGGAGAACGGAAGGGCCUCUGCUGCUCUAAGAUGGGACUGGUCCAAAUAUGUUUAUUGCAUGUUCACCACAUCCAGAGAUACCAUAGGUAUCAUACAGUUGACUAAAUGUUUGUGUUAUACAUUUCUUUCUUCAUUUACGAAGUACUCACUGAGUGCCCGUGAUGUGCUAGGCCUUCUACACACUCAGGAUAUAAGACACAGCAAAACAGACAAAGGAGAAGAGAGGCUCAGAUGAUAAACCACUAAACACAUAAAGAAACAAUAUUGAGUAACACUGGCGGUGACAUAACAGAGAGAGAGAGGGUGUGUGUGCUCGUGGGGGAGGGCCUCUACGGGAAGGCGACAUUUGAAUAGAUCCCUGAAGGGAGUGGGGAACAACCAUAAGGGGGUCUAGAGGAAGAAUGUUCUAGAAAGAGGGAACAGCCAGAGGCCCUGAGGCAGCGCAUGAAGAGAGUGGAGUGGGGUGAGCAAGGACAGAAGAGAUGAUGGGGCCAGGUCGGUGGGGCCUUGCCGGCCACAGGAAGGACCUAGACCUUAAGCCACUGGAGCCAGGAGAGUGACAGGAUCUAACUUACGCUGUAAAAGUGUCCGUGGCUGCUGAGGAGAGUUCCUGUAAGGACGGCAGGAGUGCAAUGGAGCCUCCUCAGGGCCCAAGGAAGCCUCUGUCUGGGAGGAGAGCCAGGUCUUUGGACAGGUCGCAGGACCCCAGGAGGGAUUCAGAGCCAGGGGACUGCCAGUGCCUUUCCAUGCCCGCCACCCGCUCUAGGAGGAUGCUUCGCCGAACGGCCAGCGAUGGGACCAGAUGCGCUAAGAGUCUGGCUCAGUCUUCGGAGGCUCAGGGCCCCACGGCCACAGCCCUCAGCCCUGAGGAGACCCGGGAAUUUCUCCCCAGUGAGCCAAGACCUCCACAGGACACCAAGAAGGACAAGGCCCAGUGGCGGACCCAGCAGGGGUGGCUGAGAACCAUGAUGAACUUCUUCUUUGGGACAGGCCAUGAGGAGUCCAAGGAAAAGGCCAGCAAGAGGGCCAAGGGGAAGGAGGGCCCCCCUGAGCCUGCAGAAACCCCCGAGACAUUGGGGGAGCCAGCUCCCAGGAAGAAAGCCCACCACAAGAAGGCCAGCCGCAAGAAGCACAGUCAUAAGAAACACAGUGCUGAAGAAGUCAAGGGGGCCGAAGGCCAAGAGGCCAAGGCGGCCGCUGCCUCCUGUUGUGGGGAGGCUGACCUGGGCCCAGGAGCUGGGGAAGGGGACAUUUCUGAUCUCCAUUGCUUCUUGCUCUUCGAAGGCAGGAGUGCUGGAGUCCAGGGGAUUUCUUCCCAAGCCACAGGUCACCAGCGGGAAGAGGAGCUCCGGAAGCCUGACAAGGAUACCAUCAUCCAGAAGAUAGUGGAAUUGCUCCAGAAAGUGGGAGACCAGUGGGAGGAAGAGCAGCGUCAGGCCUCCCAGCCAGAGGUGGCUCCACAUCCCCCAGCACCAGUCGCCGGGAGGAAAUCCCAAGAGAGAAAGUCCAGUGUUACGAGAGCCUUUUCUCAUAAGAAACACAGCCGGGAGGAGCCCAAGAGAACAGUGGCUGCAGAGGUUUCCAGCCCGGAGUCCCGGCCACCCAAGAGGCCCAGCUUUCUGCCCCUGUGUGUUGGUAGCCAUCGGGCCUCCAACUCCAGCAGCCUCGGCAUGGAAGCGCCUGAAGUCCCAGUGGCUCCGUCAACAGCCGAUGGCGACCCCAGUCCCCUGGAGCUUUCCACCCCUGCAGGAAGUCGGGGACCCGAAGAGGACCUGCAGCUGGACAGAGCCUCAGAAUUCAAGGAAUUUAUCCAGAAGAUCAUUGCCCUACUCCAAGAUGCAGAGGAGCAGGUGGCAGACAAGCAAGUCCAGGAGCCAGAAGUGGCUGUAGAAAACCUGGCCCCAGUCUGCAGGAAGAAAUGCCAAGAGAAAAAGUCCAGCUUCAGAAAAGCCUUUUCUCAUAAGAAACACAGCUUCAAGGAGACCAAGAGAACAGGGGCUGCAGGUGCUGCCAGCCCGGAGUCCCGGCCGCCCAAGAGGCCCAGCUUUCUGCCCCUGUGUGUUGGCGGCCAUCGGGCCUCCACCUGCAGCAACCCUGAUCUGGAGGAUCUUGAGUUCCAGGAGUUCUCACCUGCAGAAGGGAGCCCAGGUGGAUGCUCAGAAGCACCUUUCCAGGCCAGAAGCCACAAACCAGAAGUGGGGCUUCAGCCAGAAGGAGCCAAUGAAUCAAAGGAGCUGAACAUCCAGAAGCUGGUGGCCCUUCUCCAAGAAGCUGAUGGCCAGUUGGGGGAGCAGAUCAGACGAUACCCCAGCUUUAAGAGGUUUUUUUACAGGCUCUCAGACUCUUCCCUCAGAAAGCUGGUAGCCACCCUGCACUGCCAGGAGGCCCACUCCGCUGAGCCUGACAGGAACCUUGCCGAGGGAUCCUACCCAUUUGUCUUCGACUUGGCUAACAAACCUGCUGGCAACAAUUACCAGGCUGUCCUCAGCCUCGUGGGCCUGCGCUACAGGCAAUCCAGCUACGGCCAAUUCCCGUACAGAGAGGCGCAGCCGAACAUCACAAGUCCUCAGAGCCAGAGUCCAGACUGAAAGCUGUGCUUUGCACUCAAGUUCCCUUAAACUAUCGGAACAUCGGCAGCUUUAGCCAGGAAACCCUGAAGAUGCUCCAUGAUGUCCCAGUUCAGUGCCUCACCAACGUAACGGUGUCCACCAGCAUGGACUUAUUGAGAUAGCGAAUGCACAAGGUGUCUUCCAUGAAGCUGGAGGCAGAGGCCAUGGCGGGGAAAGAGCACCGGACUGGGAGUUAGGAGACCAGGACUCCACCUGCCAAUCUGCCCCAAACUUGCCGCUACACCCUGUACAUGUCCCAGGUCCCCUCUCCUUUCCAGACCUUGGAUUCUGGGCUGGACUAGUGACUGAUCAGAUCCUUUCUGGCUCUGUUAUGCUGACAUAUCUCUUUAGAGGCAGUAAGUGCCCUCACUCUAUGGCUAAAUACAUCCACCCUAUGAGCUGGAGGCAGUCUUUCGGUACUGACCAAAUGAAUGAAUGGAUGGAUGGAUGAGUGAAUGAAUGAAUGAAUGAUUGAAUGAAAGAAUGAAUGAAUGAAUAAAUGAGGGGGGCUCCCGAGAUCCAGGCAAUUCUGCCAGCCAUUCCCUUGGAGACCUUGGUCUCCAACUGGAAAUGUGCAACCAGUUGUUCCAGCUCUAAAUUGGGAGUCAGGGAAGAAAUGCGGGAGCUACCUCAACAGGCAUUGGUCCAAAACACUGAACAGGAGUCAAGGCUUUGCAUUCUUGGGCUAACCCUAGUGUCUACUGCUGACUUCUGUGCCCCCCCCCCUUUAAUUAUGUCUUUUCUUGAUCCACCAGGGCUAAAAACAUGCCCACAUCAUGUAAAAGGCCUGCCCAUACUUUUACAGAUGCUAGCUUUAAAUGUCUUAGUUUUAAAAAUAGGUUUUUUUGGUUAAUCUCUCACCAGAACAUUCACAUGCACGUAACAGAUGUGCAUCUGUGUGUAACACAUAAUUUAUUCAGUUGACCAACAGUGCUUAAUACCAUAUGGAUUUGUAAACCCUCCCAGGAUCUCUGCAGCCUCCAGAUAUGGAAGACCUAUAGACUGGGGACAACUGGUCUCUCAGAACUCUUCCAACCCUUUAUCCUAUAAUUCUAUGACCAGAGAAAUGAAGCUGAUGCCUUGCAUCUCUCCCACCUCACAGGAGUUUGCCAGAAGCCAGUAAGAAGAACGUGAAGAGUUCUGAAACCACAUAGUUCUGUGUCUACAUAUGUUGUUAUUCUUAUUAUAGCUACAGUCUCAGUAGUUUUCAGGAAAUGGGGAAGGGCUUUGAGCUGGAUUGCCAUGGAUGGUUGCAUGAGUGUGCACUGCUCAAGACCACCAUACCCCAGGAAGUGCUCUUCACUUCCAAGAUAUUCUGGAUUGAAAGAUUUACAGUGAUGAUUUUCUAGCAGAGGGCAGUAAAGAGUCUUGAGAAAGGGGCUCCUUUUUUGUUUUAUGCACAAGGGUGAGGUUUUGUCUUCUACAUGACUGAAGAGUUCCAGCAGCUUGGCUCAGGUGGACAACUUGCCAUGUAUCCAUUAUCCGCAUGUAGGCCUGACAGGGCUAAGAACAUAGCCCUUGGACUCUGCCUGGCGCAUGCGGCCAUAGGGGAGAGGGUGUUAACACCUGGAUGGCAAGUUCAUUAUUGUAACCCUUGGUGGACACUGUUUUGCUGUGUUGAACUUGUGGUGAGCACCAUGGGAUGGGGCUGGGGGGUGGGAGGGAAGCCAAGGGCAGAGAGUCCCUAGGCACUUAGAUCGGACUGGCCUCAUACAUGAGGCAGAGUUUUAGAUUUUGAACAUAAUUUAGUGUUAUUUCUGCUUCUAAGAAGUAGGGGAGAGGGGAGCUAUUUAUGGAUUUAUUUUAAGCAGUGUUCAGAAACACUUCACGCCAAAAUGUGAAGGGUCAGAAUCAUGAGGGUCAGGAACCUUCUGUACAUAGCUUACUUGGAAUGAUGUUCUUCAAUUGUAUGAGUAUUUGGUAUGAGUUCCUGAUGCUGGCAUCUGAAUAUCAUUUUUGUACUGUGUUAUUUGAGCAAAUAAACUCGCCUUGGAUUAUUCACUGUGGGGGCCUGAUGGGACUGUCUGCCACAUCUAAGCCAGUCUGUGGGGGUCUUUGUCCCUGCUGGGGGGCCUUGUCUGGAUAGUAGGCAGUAAAAAAACUGUCCUGGGAUGAGCAUUAGGUGACUUGGGUUUUAGUCCAGCCACCUAUAGGCUGAUGACCUUGGAGAUAAGACACUUCCCCUCUGGACUGGACAUUCUACAGUUCCAUGACUGUUUGGGUGACAGUGAAUUAUACGGUCAGGAAAAUCUGGGCCAGUCCUGAUGCUACACCAUCUGUCUUAUUAAUCCCUAAACAUUGGUGCCCAAACCCUGUCACUCAGAACCUGGAUAAAAAUGAACAGAAUACAGUGCCUGGUUUUUGGUCCAGAAAAUAUGGGCUCCAUUGAAAGGCAUUUUUAGGCCUCCUUGCCCCUGUCUCAGAAAACACGUGAGUCCUUUCAGCAGCUGCCUGGGGAGAAGAACUUUUACCCAUGGCUGGUCUUCUGUUGUGAGGGGCAGCUUCCUGCUGUGAGGAGGGCAGGAGAGGGCAGCAUAACUGUCCUCAUCUCACAGAGGAGGAAGCUGGGGCUGGGAGCAAUCAAGGCCACACAGCCAGCUGCAGAGAGAACCAGCCCAGGACACUGUUCCGGGAAGCCCUGUUAUAGUGCCUAUCGUCUAAUCCAUGAGUUCAUUUAUUCAACCAUCAUUUGUUGAGCACUUACUAUGUGCCAGGUCUGAGGCUAGCUCUAUGGAAAACACAGAUGUAGAAGACACAUACCCUCGCCCUGGGUAUGGGAACUUUGUGCCAAGAGGAAUCCAGGGCAGUGGGAUGCCAUGUGAGGGUGGGGCUCCCUCAAGUCACAGCAUGGAGGCUUCAAGAUCUGUGAGGGGCAGAGGAGACCCUGCUGCUCUGAAAGGCUUUUGAAAGGGGGGCAA
This is a messenger RNA of Sus scrofa (pig), 5819 nucleotides long. It is a transcript of the gene BNIP5, whose product is annotated as BCL2 interacting protein 5. Lineage: Eukaryota; Metazoa; Chordata; Mammalia; Artiodactyla; Suidae. The record is from RefSeq and is a predicted model, not a curated record.